Paramormyrops kingsleyae is the source of this 6496-nucleotide messenger RNA. It is a transcript of the gene spag5, whose product is annotated as sperm associated antigen 5. Gene Ontology annotation, biological process: cell division; regulation of attachment of spindle microtubules to kinetochore. NCBI's taxonomy places the organism in Eukaryota, Metazoa, Chordata, Actinopteri, Osteoglossiformes, Mormyridae. The record is from RefSeq and is a predicted model, not a curated record.
UACGGGAAAACUCGUUAACAGGCUUUGCUACCCAAGACACAGAGAAUCUUUCUGGCUGGGGGGUGUUGGUGAAGGAUCCUGGCAAUUUUUAACCAGAUCUGAAAAUCACAGAAGAGUUCGGGCAGAGAGCACAAGCGAAAUGCAUAUCCAUGACGCAAUCCUGAAAGCGGACUUUCGCUUGGCUAGGAGGCUGGUCGAGUCAGGGAUAGACGUCGAUGCGAGGGACACUGCUGGGAGAACCCCCCUCAUGCUUUGCGCUUUGCACGACGGGGAGCUGCGGGCUGUGGGCGUGGCCAGGAUGCUGCUCAUUCAUGGGGCAAGGGCGGGGCUCUGUGACCAACGGGGCCGCUCCGCGCUCAUGUACGCCGCCCUGUACGGGAGACUGCCACUUGCCACGCUGCUCAUCCAGGCUCUCGACUCAGACCUGAAUCACGUUGACCUUGAGGGCCGGACGGCGCUGCGCCACGCUGCCGAUGGGGGCAACAUCACGAUCUAUGGCCUGCUCCUGGACGCUACGAAGAAGUACGGCUUCACCAGGGACACGUCUGUUGCGAACGUGUUCCUUUCUGACCCCCGCAGUGGAAGACACAAGCAGAAACCCUCAGACAGGAUGACUCAUAGCAGAAACAUCAGUGGGCGCUCACUCGAGAAGAAAAGCCAAAUAUUCUGGAAAGAUCUGCCAUAUAAGACCAUCCCUGCCGAUCUCUGGGAAAAAAGGCAAGCUUUUUACCAGCUACCAUCCAAGGGGUUGCCUGAGCUCACUGAGAAAAGGAAGACGAGGAUCGCAAAACCAGACCGAAUCAACACCAGAUCUGCUGCCGUGGGCUGGAGGGUAGACAUGGUUAGCCUGCGGGAGGCGCUACAGGUACAGCUAAGCCCUUCCUACAGGCCAGAGGCCCGAGCGCUCCCUGGGUCGCAGCACCUGUGUCAGACACCCCCUCCACCAGAGCAGGUGCUGAAGGGUAGGAAGCUGUCCUUGGAUGGUGCCUGUGAGGCCUUAACACAGAAGAGGCUGCAGGAGAGAGUGACACACCGCCGCAGCAGCGUGGCUGCCAUCCCCCUGAGCUGCCUCAACCGCCAACGCAGCACGGCAGGCCUGCAGAGACAGGCGGAAAGCAGAGGCACGUGGAAGCCCCCCAGCUCAGCCAACUGACUAUAGAAGGCACAAAAGUAGAGCAGUGAUCCUACAAUCAUUCCUUUUUAAAUCCGUAUUUUCUGAUACUGAUGUGGAAAAGCUAACAUUAAUGAUUAUUAUGAAAAGGAAAUACCAGUUUCUGACAUUGUGCACACAAAAUGUGUGUGAAAAUGGUUAAUCAGCAGUUUCUUCUUUCAGAAUAUUGAGAUCUAGCAUUUGAAGUCUAUGACAUAAAACCACAUUUAGUCUUAACAUGAAUAAUCUGUCUGACCUCCAAUCGUACAUGUUUACGGUAUUGCACUCUCAAUAUGCUGUAAAUUGUUUUGUCCUUAUGCUGCCUGCUAGCCGCACGUCACACAGUGGAACUGAAGGCAAUAAAUUUAGUCAACUUGAUAUUUUAAAUUGCUCUUACGAUGCAUAAAAUUAUAAGAAUAAACCGACAUAAAUCCACUUAUCUAAGCUACUUAUCAGAUAUUUAUACAUUUGAUAAACACAAAAACGACAAAACUGACUACGUGCGAAUGGGAAGUAAGUCUUCCAAUCAGUCUGAAAAAAUCGCAGUGUUUUAAGAGAAUAAAACUACAUUUCCGGUGAAAAUGGGGGAAAAGGGAAUUUAUGAGUUUCUGCCAUAUGCUCUCGACGCUUUGAAGAAUACUUAAGAAGAACAUUUACACAGCGGAUAAAAAGCUCAAGGAACGGCAACACCUGACACAGACUACUGAGCUUGCGCUAGCAUUGACUACAUGCAUGCAUGCGUGCGUACGCAAUGACGCAAGACGUCAUGACGAUUACUUGUACUAUCCAAUGAGAGAAGAGCAUCUUGGGUUUGAAUUAGGAGCAGGCGGUUAAAGUUUGCUCGCUUAAUGGAAAGCAGUCAGAGAGAAUCACAUUUUCAUCAUUUAGGAAUUUGCUCCGUAUCUACACACGUACGACAGCAGGAUAUCAUCCAGAAGAGGACUAACUAAAACAUAGCGCUAAUGCAGUCUGCUAACAGGUCGCCGCUGAGAAGCCUGCAGAAUGAGCUUUUGGGGCUGCAACACUCCCACGGGAACCAACGUUGGGCUCGAAUUGCAGUCAGGGGUGAAAUGACAAGAUGUAAGUCGGAGCCGCGUCCUGUCUGCGCUCGCCGUUCACCUGCCGCUGUAAUUCUGCCAGAUGACAUGGAGCACAUGAAGGAGAAUGUAGCGGAUUUAGAAAUGGCCGAGUGUAGUUCAGGUGUUUUGUGCAGUAUGGAGAUCGUGAAAAAAGAAAAUGAGAAACAACCGGAUGGUGAGAGAAAGAAGACCGGAGCUUCUCUGGACGAACGAUUUGACCAUGUGAGUAGUGACGCAGUUCCAAUCGCUGAUGAAGAUGCUGUUGGCCAGCAGUGUGGCGAUGGAGUGGGUCACAUCACACUGAAAUCCUUCGUGUGCACUGGAGCUGACAUUGAGAUCACAAAUGCCUCCAGACUUUCAGAGGAGACUGUUUUGCCUUUGCCUGAAGAUCAAGUUGGCCGAAGUUUUGUGUUCUGUGGAAAUGAGAGCAAUGCUGUUGAGGAUUUGGAAGGCUCGGUCCCACAGUCCAGCUGUAGGCAUAAAGACCAUGCUUACUGUUUGGAGAAGGAAAGUAGCAUUUUGGGAAAUGAGCUACCUGGUUCUGAAACAUCUUGUAUUUCGAUGGGGUCAGACACAAAUGCUGAGAACAUGGUCCAAGUUGGUUGUCAGAAUAUUCCAGAGCUCUUCUAUGAGAGUUUAAAGGACACUGAUGCAGAUGAACACUCUUGUGCUCCAGUUGAUCAGGAAGUUUCUGGGGAAUCCGAUCUGACGGUGCGAGAUGAGCAUCAGCAGCCUGAACUUUCUAGAAUCACUGACCAGUCCCUGCCACACGUCAUUUUGACGCUGGUGGCCAGUCCGGUAUUAAAUUCUUCUCUUUGGCAAAGUGUGGAGGACGAUGCAGUUGGUUUAACUGCGGGGAGUUCUACGCCAUUUGUGGGUAAGAAACUCCAGGUGGAUGGAGGUCCCAUGUUUCCAAGGGACCUGCAGGAGGAUGGAGCAGCCCAAGCCGGCGCUGGGACAUCCAGCGACAGUGGCCUCUCUAUUCUGCACUCCCAGGAAGGCUCUGAGGACCCUUUCACACACUCCUCCCCAAAGAUCCUUCACUCUGCUCUCUCACGGAGCGCUUGCUUGAGGGAGCAGACGCAGAAUCCCGCCCAGCCUCAGGAUGAGUUUUUGGGCCGUGUGCCGGCAGGUGGUAUCGCCCUUCCAGGACAGCAUGAAGAAUGUACCCCAGCUGCUCUUGAGAAGCACAAUAGCCUCCUGGGUGGUCGAAUGAGCUGCCUGUGGACUGAGAACCUGGAGAGUCCCAUGCCACCACCUCGGCUGAACUCCACCGCACUGAACUUGGAGCUGUCUCAGCCCGCCGUCCAGGAGGCCGCUGUGGGGGUCCCUGCAGACCCCUUUCCCGGCAGGACCGUGCCCCUGCAGCAGCAGCUCCUGCAGAUGGCGGAUUUGCUCAUCCGCACGUCGGGGAACCUCUGUGUGGGUGCGGCCCCUGCAGAGUGCCACAGCGUCGGCACCUGGACCAGCCCGGUCCGGCUGAUCGAGCAGAGCGUCAACACCUCUGGCAUCUUCGAGCGGAAGAGGGAGUUCUCUGUGGCUGAAGCCAGUACCAGCACAGACUCCUUGCUGUGGAACCUUUCCCCUGGAAGCCUGGCCUCAGCCUCCAGGCAGGAGCUGGAGCAGCGGCUGACCUCCACGCUCAUAAUGGUGGAGGCUCUAUCUCAGCAGCUGUCCUGUAUCAGAGCUCAGAACCAGUCUCGUGGACCGGGACCCUCUGAACUCCGGGAGAAGUUCAUCCAGACGGACCAUACUGAGCUGAACCAGGUGGUGAUGUACAAAGAGCUGUAUAUUAAAGCUCUGGAGAAGAUCAGGGCUCUUGAGUUGGACCAGGAGGCUCUGAAGAAUCUUCUCCACGGUAUGCAGGAUGUCAAGGCCGCCGUGGUUGCUGCCAGCACAGAAACUGAAGAUGCUCUGACUAGGCUGAAUGAAAUCGCUCAUGUUGCCAGCGACGAACAUGACGACGUCUGUAAACAGAUGGUCCAGAUGAGGGCGCUGUACGGGCGGUGCAGGGAGGCACUGCGGAGGACGGGCGAAAAGGCCAGCGGCUGCCUGCAGGAGCGUGAGCAGAUGAGGCAGCGGAUGGAGGAGGCGCUGCAGGCCAAGGCAGCGGCCUUCGAUGUGACAGAGCAGCUGAGGGCUCGCUGUGCCUUCAGGAUAGCGGCACUCGAGCAGAACCUGGGAUCUCACCUGGAGGUGAAGGAGGCGCUCACCAAGUCCUACCUGGAGCAGGCUUCAUUAAACAAGGAAUAUGUGGACUCCCUUCAAGCCGCAAAUGAACUUCUGGAGUCUUCCAUAUGUAGCCAAAACUCUCUGCAGGAAGAGUUGUGUCAAGCUCGACGUCUACUGCAGAGGGCUGGCCCGAUCGUGCAGAGGAUGUGGGAGAGGACUGCCACUGCCCUUGGGGAGGCGGAGACGCGGGGGAUGGAGCGGGACCAGGCGGUGGCGGAGAAAAUCAGGAUGGAAGUUGAAUUGGCCCGGAUGGUAUCGGACUUCCAGGAAGCUAACCAGCAGAUUGGGGAUCUCAAUCUGCAGAUGGCCAUCAGGAACUCAGAGAUGUCCGUGCUGCGGCAACGGCUGAACGAGGCAGAGGAAGAGCGCGACGGGCUGCGGAUGAAGAAUACGGAGAUGUCCGCCUCCGUGUCGUCCAUCCAGGCCUCCUACGCCUUCCUGCAGCAGGCCUUGGCCGACGAGACCCACAAGUCACAGCAGGCGUCUGAAGAAGUGAGAGAGGCCACUGAAUGCAUCCACAGCUUGGAGGCAGAUCUUGGCCAGUCUCAGGACCAGAUUAAGGCACUGGGUCAGGCCCUGGCCGAGCGAGACCAGCAGCUGGAGGAGCUGCAGAGGCAGGCUGAGGGCCACGUCCAGCAGCUGCGGCAUCACCAGGAGACCAAGAUGCAGCUGGGCACUGCCAGGGAGAUGAAUGAAUUCCUGCAGGCUGAGAAUGAGCUGUCCCGGGAGCAGGUGGCGGAGACCGAGGGCCUGCUCCGCUCGCACCUGCAGGGCCUGAGGGAGAGGAAUCUGGAGUGCGAGGACCUGAAGCAAGCCCUCACUCACCUCCAGAGGGAACGUGACUCCAUUCAGGAGGAGCUGGACAGCACCCAGGAAAGGGCACGCCGCAUGCUGCUGGGUAUGGGCGAGCAGCUGGUCCAGGCCUCUGUGGAAGUGGCUCUUCUGCACCACCGAGUGAGAGGUCUCACCACCAGCCUGCAGGGGGCGCUCUCCGAUGGGGAGAAGACGGAUGGAGCCCCCAAGGACCAGUCAGCCGCGAUGCCACGCCGCGUCGGCACGUCCUUCCUGGACACGGUCAUGGAUGCCAUCUCUGCCGACGAGAUGCCGCACUGUGAGACCGCUGCCGCAGGGGGGAGCAUGCAGGAGGAGAUGGGCAGCAGAAGUAGCGCAUUCACUCGCAUCAGUCCCACCACUCCAAAGAAGGAGGAAGAAGAGGAUCAGAACAAUGUGCUGGAGUUGCUCUCAGGGUUGGGGGAGGCCAUGUCUGAGCUCGGUGCCUCCGCUGGACAGCUGCGGGAGCUGCAGGACGCCAAGCAAGCCGAGCUGCAGCAGACUGUUGCCUGCCUACAGAGGGAGCUGCAGGCACUCUCUCACAAUCACGAGUGUGAAGUCUCCGACCUGAAGGAGCAGAACAGCCGCCUUCAGGCACAGGUGGACCAUAAUGCAGUGGCACUGCAACAGAGGGCCCAGGACGAGAAAGCGCUGAAGCAGCUUUGCGUGGAGAUGGACCAAAGCCAGGAGCUCCUGAAUAUGCACCGGGCCGAAAAUACUGAGCUGCGUAGGGAGGUCUCAGGGCUGCAGCUCUCCCUGCAGCGGACCCAGCUGGAGGCGCAGACCUUGAGGGAGGAGCUUGCCAAGGCUAGUGGCCAGUCGGCACCCAACCUCGAGGGUCUUAACGAGAAGAUCCUGUUGCGGAGUGAGGUGGAGAGGCUUAAGAAUUGCCUUGCAGAGUCUGAGGACAGCAGAUUUAAACUCGUGGAACGAGCCAAGAGACACCGGCUGGUCCAUGAAACCAACCAGAGGAAAGUGGAACGGGAGCUGCAGCUACUGGAUGAGAUGAUAGAGACCGUGAGAAAGACACUCUCCUCUGUUCCAGCUGUGGUGCAGGGUUGCCAGGAAUUGCAAAGACUUGCGGAAUACCUUGGAUAAUUGUGGAAUCCUUUUAUGUAAAACCACAAUUAUGAAAGUUACUUCUGAAAUGGUCUUAUGUGUUGUUUUAUAUACUAAAACUUAAUAAACUUAACUGUAAAAUAAA